Molecule: messenger RNA, 3223 nt
Organism: Scylla paramamosain (green mud crab)
Lineage: Eukaryota; Metazoa; Arthropoda; Malacostraca; Decapoda; Portunidae
Product: splicing factor C9orf78 homolog
Exons: 9
Coding region: 498-1418 (306 amino acids)
Biological process (GO): mRNA splicing, via spliceosome
Cellular component (GO): spliceosomal complex
Source: RefSeq, a predicted model, not a curated record
CGCUGCACCUUCAGUACUUUCAAAAGGCUCUAGUUGAAGCUACAUUGGUUUUUAAAGACCAGAUCCUAUUGAGUGUAGAGUGGAGGUUUGGCGCAGAAGUGUUUUAAAAUACGUAUGAUGAUCCGAGAGGUCGCAAGGCCAAGGAGGGCAACGUGACUGUCACUGACCCACGCACCAGACUGGCCGGCCAGACCUUCACAACUGCUUCAAUUUCCGGCUAAAAUUGUCCCCUGUCAGCCAUGUCGAGCUGAAGGGGAACUUAAACCUCCAAUCAUCCCUCCCGUGACUUUGAACUGCCGCCUGAAGGAUGUAAACAAGUCAUGCAGCGGCGAGGCUGGAAGGCGGCGGCUGGUUGGCGUUGGCUCCUGGAAGAAAAAAAAAACUCAAAUCGAACAGGACACACAGUGAGAGGCAUCACCUGCACGGUAGAAUAGGAAAGGGAAGCGGCCUAACUAAAAAAAAAAACACCGCGUGAGGAGAAGAGGGGAGGCUGAGUCAUGUCCAGUGAAAAAGAUGAAGCUGAGCCAGCUGCUGCUGCACCCAAGGUUGUGUUCAAGAAGGUGAAAAACAAGAAUCAUUGUCGCCGCCGCAAAGAUGACUCGGAAGAUGAUGAUUCGGGCAAUGGGGACGAGUCACUUAUGGCCAAACUGGAGGAGAGCAAGGAACUGCGCAAGUACCGGCGGCGGCAGGCAGGAGUGAGUGCUGAGGGUCUGCUGGUGGGGGAGACGACUGCCAAGAAGGAGGGUGUGGAUGAUGAUCCAUUCAAGACCAAGUGUGGGGGCAUGGUGGACCUCAGCCAAGUGAAGAAUGCAAAGAAAACCUCUGAUGAUGCUUACGACACUGGCAUUGGCACAGCCUUCUCUGUUGAGACUAAUCGGCGUGAUGAAGAUGCUGAAAUGCAGAAGUACAUAGAAGAAAACCUGGCAAAGCGGAAGGGUAUUGAGUCUGAGGACAUGCAGGAGGAGCAGAGCCGAUACCAGACUUUAGAUGAGGUGGCCCUGCAUGCCGUUCCCUCCAUGCUGCGUGAAUCCACCUCCAAGCGCAGCGAGGAGAUGCUCAGCAACCAGAUGUUGAGUGGAAUCCCCGAGGUGGACCUUGGACUGGAGGCAAAGAUUCGCAACAUUGAAGCAACAGAAGAAGCAAAGCAGCGGCUCCUCCGAGAGAGCAUGAUGAAGAAAGAACGGCCGUCAGAAUUUGUGCCCAAAAACAUGGCGGUGAACUUUGUGCAACACAACAGAUUCAACUUGGAGGACUCUGGACCAGCCAAGAAGAAGGAAAAAAGAGUGCAAGAGAUUGUGGAGCCGGUGGUGGGUGGUGGUGUCAAGAUCUCCACCAUAGCACCCAAAAGGCCACAUGGGGAGAAGGCAACGGAUGACUUUCACUAUGAGAAGUUCAAGAAGCAGUUCAGGAGACAUUAGCCCCUGCUGGCUCUCCUCUCAUGUGUCUUUCAUGUCACUUACUCAGGUACAAAUCCGUGUUUUCUAACAGUAACUCUUAAAGAGGCGUGUGUAUGUGUAAGCAUUUUUCUCAAUUACCAGGUGACACCUUGUGAGGAUGUCAGGCUGAUAUGUAGAUGGAACUUUGGAGGUAGCAAGUCAGCAGUAUACUGGAAUAGUAGUGGGUAUUGAUAGAUAUUAAGUAUUCAACAGGGCAGGGUAUACAGGUAAAAUAUGCAUAUGGAAUACAAUUCCAAAAUAAGUUUAUUGUUCAAGUAUACUUAGAACAUAGCAGAACUGAGAAUAUUUUAAUAAAUAUGAAUUUGCGCCUCCACAAACACAUAUCACAUGCAGUCAACAAGUUGAAGCUUCCUAUUGUUGAGGACAAUCUUACAUUACUUGGUCUUAACAACAAUGGCAGAAUUUAAUAGCUUUGCCUCAGACACAGUCUGUGCCAAGUUGGUAAGCUCAGCAUAAGGGAAGGUUGUCAUGAGACCAAAGUCAGUGGUAAUGUAGGCUGGCUGUGCUGUCUGUACAAAAUGUCUUAUGUCUCCGACAGUGUGUGUGUGGUUCACCCUCGCCACGAGACGGGAACCAUCGGGCAUGCGAAGCUGGAAACAGAACAUAUUUUCAGUAAUUAGUUUGGUCUCCAAACUUUAAAUUUAGAGUCUGCAAAUAAUUUAUUUAAAAUAUGUAGGUGAUAGGCUUUGUUAUGUUAUUGUAGAUGCAGGAAUAGAAAAAUAGGUAGGUGCUUUGACUUUUCAAUUACUAGUUGGAGAAUUAAUUAACUUUUUAAUUGGAGAAUUAAUGAAACAGGAAAGAUGGGAGAAAAAGCUGAAAAAUGACUGGCUGCAGAACUCUUUGGGUGAAUGCAAGUUUAAAGUAUGUGAAUGCGAGAGAGCAAAGGGUUUAGCGUAUAUAUAAAUAAGAAGGGAUGGCUGAUCUAACAAAGUAAUGUUGAAAUAUUUGAGAGAAUGCUAGGCUGAGAGACCACAGAUAGAAUGGAAACACUGUGUGAAAGGUAUAUGACACAGGAUAAUGGGAUAGAUGUUUGUGCAAGAAAGAUUGUCAAGAUUUUCUCCCACUUUAGAUGGAUAAACAGCCAAGAUUUUUUCCCACUUCUCUAGAUGGAUAAACAGCUAUCCACCAUUUUGAUGACCCUUACUACUUCUGAAUGGGUUGAUUGUCUUGAAAUGCAACUGCAAAUAUGGCAAAGUCUUCUGAAGUUAAGGGUGCUAAGACUGGCAACUUGCUUGACUAGGUGAGCUGUGAGUGUGAGGAGUAGUCUGGCAUCUAUCAUUCCCUGUGCUGAUUUGAGAGUGAUGGAUGUCUCACUCCUUAUGUGCCCAGCCUGGUAAGGCGGCAGUUUAAAAAUGCACCCUUUACGUAAAAGUGGGGUUUCCAGACAAGCAAUUUGCUUAAAUAAAGGAAGGGUGAAGAGGUCAAAACCAUAAGAAACACUGAACUUGAAACUGGCACUUUGCUCUCUUCUUAAGAAAUCCAACACACACUACCUCACUUAAUUGGGUCAGAUUUAGGAACUACAAAGAAUGAUAAACUCAAACAGCAACAAUAAGAUGAUUUUCUCUUGCAAAGAUAGUGUGGAGGAAAGGCCCUCUCUCAUUUUUUUGCAGGAUAGAUUAGUACAUCCAGUAUUUGACACUGUCAGAAGCAGGAUCUGGAUUACAUAUCUUAGUGACUGCUACUUGUUUUGGCUCAAAAAACAGUAAUUUCUACCAAAUACUCGUGUAGCUGUAUGAUGCCUGGGAUAAAAUGUACAGCCAUGA